Molecule: messenger RNA, 3025 nt
Organism: Solanum dulcamara
Lineage: Eukaryota; Viridiplantae; Streptophyta; Magnoliopsida; Solanales; Solanaceae
Product: SWI/SNF complex subunit SWI3C
Exons: 9
Coding region: 180-2555 (791 amino acids)
Molecular function (GO): protein binding; zinc ion binding
Source: RefSeq, a predicted model, not a curated record
AAAUUCCAAAAAAAGAGCUCAAAAUUAUCAUCGAAGCAUCAGAGAGACAAUCCCCCUUUCCCCAUUUUCCUCUCUCCCUCUCUCUGUUUCUCUCUCUAAAACAACCAAUCUCAGACCCCACAAAUCUCUCCUUUAAACCCCUCUUCCUCAGGAGCCCAAAAACCCAAUUUCUCUCAGCAAUGCCAGCUUCCUCCUCAGAGACGAGGAAUAGAUGGAGGAAGCGAAAACGGGAGCCUUUAAUUUCGAGGAAAUCCAAGACCCAACAUGAAGAUGACGGGUUUGAAGAUGAAGAGGAUGAGGAAGACAUUGACCAGCAGCAGGAGAUGGAAGAUGACCAUCAAAACCCUAACAAUUCAUUGGAUCGAAGUUACUCUGUUGAGUUGGUGUCAGAAAGUAGGGAACGGAUUAGUGAGUUUCCUUUGGUAGUGAGACGAGCUGUAAACCGGCCUCAUUCAUCUGUGCUCAAUAUUGUAGCAACAGAGAAGGCUGGGCUGAGUGGGGAGAGCAGGCAAAAUGGGGUGGUUUUGGAAAACAUAUCGUAUGGGCAGCUUCAGGCGCUUUCAGCUGUGCCCGCAGAUAGUCACUCUUUGUUGACUGAGGAAAGAGGAGGAGAAGGUAGUGGGAGUGGUUCAUAUGUCAUUUCUCCUCCACAGAUAUUACCGGGUCGCGGUGUCAUUAAGCAUUAUGGUAGUGCAGGUCGAAUCCAUGUUGUUCCAAUGCACGCAGAUUGGUUUUCACCUAAUACUGUGCACAGAUUGGAAAGACAAGUAGUGCCACAUUUUUUCUCUGGAAAGUCAGCUGAACAUACACCCGAAAAAUACAUGGAAUGUAGAAAUUGUAUUGUUGCAAAGUACAUGGAGUCUCCUGUAAAGCACUUGUUAGUUGAUGAUUGCCAUGGGAUAGUAGCUGGUAUCAGUGCUGAUGAUGUAACUCGAAUUGCAAGAUUUCUUGAUCAUUGGGGGAUCAUCAACUACUGUGCUGUUGCUCCUAAAGAUGAGGCCCCAAAAGAUGGCACAUAUUUGUACGAGGACUCAAACAGCGAUCUCUGUGUUCCAGUAGCUGGUUUGAAGUCUAUUGACAGCUUAGUCCAGUUUGACAAGCCUAAAUGUCGGCUGAAGGCAAAAGAUGUUUAUCCCGAACUUGUGCGUGACUCCGAUGAUGAAUCUGAUUUUGACAACUCAAUCCGAGAACUCUUGUCUGAAAUUAGAUGCAAUUGUUGUUCUCGGCCGGUUUCACUGGCGUACUAUCAGUCACAGAAGGAGAUUGAUAUUCUAUUGUGUUUGGAUUGCUUCCAUGAGGGUAGGUUUAUUGCUGGUCACUCUAGCUUGGAUUUUGUCAAAGUGAGCUCUAUGAAAGAUUAUGGAGAUCUAGAUGGAGAUACUUGGACUGACCAGGAAACACUAUUGCUUCUUGAGGGAAUGCAACUCUACAAUGAAAACUGGAAUCAAAUUGCAGAACAUGUUGCCACCAAGUCAAAGGCACAGUGCAUCCUUCAUUUUGUCCGCCUGCCUUUGGAUGGUGCCUCAUUAGACAAUAUUGAACUUCCAGGUGCAUCUGGUCCCUCUAGUUCUAGCUCAGGUGAAGAUCGUAACAAAUCCUAUUCAAUUUUGAAUGGGAAUCUUGCAGGACCAAGCACUGAAAACCUUGAUUCUGAUAGCAAAUUUCCAUUUGAGAACUGUGGAAAUCCAGUAAUGUCCCUGGUUGCUUUUCUGGCAUCUGCUGUUGGACCAAGAGUUGCUGCAGCUUGUGCCCAUGCAUCCUUGGCAGCAUUAUCUAAGGAUGAUGCUUUAACUACAUCAGGAAACGUGACUCAGAUGGAUGGAUCCACAACAAAUAAUGGGACCAGUGUAAUAAAAAGGCCUGGAAAGAAUGGAAGUCCUCAUGGAGAUGUUGGAAAUUCGUAUCAGCUAAAAGAUGAAAAGUCAGGAGGACAAGGUCCAUGGGGUCAACAUGAUACUGGAGGUGCUCCAUUAUCCACUGAAAGUGUAAGAGCUGCUGCUAAAGUUGGUCUUGCAGCUGCAGCUAUAAAAUCAAAGCUUUUUGCUGACCAUGAAGAACGUGAGAUUCAACGUUUAUCUGCAAACAUAGUCAACCAUCAGUUAAAGAGGUUAGAGCUGAAGCUGAAGCAGUUUGCUGAGGUGGAGACUUUGUUAAUGAAAGAAUGUGAACAAUUGGAAAGAACAAGGCAACGCUUUGUUGUAGAACGUGCUCGGAUGAUGACAACUCAACCUGGUUCAGUUCACGUAUCCCGACCAAUGGGUGUGUCUAGUGCUGGUGCAGCAGUGGUCAGUAACACAGGAAAUAGUAGGCAACAAGUUUCAGGUCCUCCACAACAAAAUUUUAUUGCUGGAUAUGGAAACAACCAACCAAUGCAUCCUCAAAUGUCAUUUAUUCCGCAACAAGGAAUGUAUGGAUUUGGGCCUCGGCUGCCACUCUCAGCAAUACACCCAUCCUCUUCAACACCCAGUAUGUUUAAUGCACCAGCAAGUUCCCAGCCUGCUCUCAGUCACUCAAUGCUUAGACCUGUAUCUGGGACAAAAACUGGUUUAGGUUGAGUGAAGAUAGUGAUUGAGCUUUGGAUUUUCUUCACUUUAGUGAUCGGUUCUCUCCAUUUCCGCAAUUAUUGAGGCGAGAGAACAAGUUGCAUUGCUCUGUCAGACGGAUUGAGACAUUAAUGAUGCCAAUCGACUGAAGAUGCAGCUCGGACUGACAGUGCAAUGGCCUGAUUACCCAAGCAGGUGUACUCACAUUAGUUGCUGCUGUAUGCAGCUAAACUUAUUCGUAGAAACAACUUGUACUAUAUUUCAGUUUCUACUGUGAAAUAACACUCUUUUGGUAACAAGAAGUAUGAGACUAGGGAUCUAGAAAUGUAGUUUUGUGCAGUACAGGUAAUUAAGAUGGAGAAAACAGGGCAAUGGAGUAUGGCAAUUUCUUGAUCAUAGAAGUCGUGUAACAAAAUUGUUGUGUCGAUUCCUACAUUUGUAACCGCUUUCCCAAGUAAUUUAACUAAAGCUUUGAGGGUCAA